Molecule: messenger RNA, 2259 nt
Organism: Tetrahymena thermophila SB210
Lineage: Eukaryota; Ciliophora; Oligohymenophorea; Hymenostomatida; Tetrahymenidae
Product: kinase domain protein
Exons: 2
Biological process (GO): mitotic DNA damage checkpoint signaling; protein phosphorylation
Cellular component (GO): cytoplasm; nucleus
Molecular function (GO): ATP binding; protein serine/threonine kinase activity
Source: RefSeq, a predicted model, not a curated record
AUGUUCAAUUAACUGGCUAUUCACUCUUCAUUAUAAAGCAGUCCUAAAAGGAGUCAAUAACAAAGACCUCCAUUAAAGCAAAGAUAUAUUCCUUAUAAAAAGGAUACAGGCUCAUUUUAAGAUUCUAUAUUAGAUCUAAUGCAAUAGUAGUAAGAAGUAAAAAAUAAUUUCAGAAAUCUAUCUCCUUUAAUCAGAUAAAAAAGAAAUUAAUCAUCACAUACUGAAUAAUAAUGCUCGUAAACAAAAGAGGAUGAUUAAAAUACUUAAAAUUAUUAUGUAGGAUUUGAAGAAAGGAAAAAAUAAAGAGAAAAAUAGAUAAUUGGAUCUUAUUUUAAGAAUAAUAAUUCAUAUUAUGGUUCAACCAUGUUAAGUAUUUUUGAUAAUAACGAAAGGCCAAAGUCUAUAAAUAAAUCAACUAACUUUAUUAGAGACACAUCGCCUCUUCAAGAAUCAAACAAAAGUAUGCUGAAGCUUGGAAAUUUAGAUAAUUAGAUUUACAAUAAAAACGAAUUGUAGUAAUUAGUAAAAAAGAAUUAAAGUGGAUUAUAGCUAGGUAAUAUAUUUCAGAAUACUUAAUAGAUUAAGCUAGCUCCUCUAUUUGUUUAAUAGCAAAAAAAGCUUAGAUUUGAAUCGGACGAAAUAGAAAGAUUAAAUUAAGAGACUAAUAGCAAUGUUUAUAAUAAAUCUUUAGUAAACUCUAAGGUGGUAAGCCCAAUAUCUACAGUGUAUCAAUAAAAUUUUUCAAAAUAGUAAAAGAUAGUCCAAAAUAAUAGCUUAAAUUAGACAAAACAAUAAUUUAAUAAUGUUAAAAAGCCUGUUUAAAAUGAUAAGAUAAAUUUGCUAAGUUAUUAACAGUCUUAAGCAACUCAAAGCAGCCUUUAAUAUCAAACAACAGUUUAUACCCAACCUUCAUAAUAGUAUAUUUAAAUUUUCUAAGAAGAUAAUAUGUCAAUGGAAUUCUCUCUUUCUGAUAUUAACCCAUAACUAUAUGUCAGUUUUUGUAAAGAGCCUGCUCUACCAGUUAUAGAUGAAGCUGAUAAUAAUAUUGAAUAGGAUCCUCACUAAAUAAAAUUUAAAACUCUAAAUUCUUAAGAUUUUAGGCUAGGAAAUGGAUUAGAAUCUUUAUCUAUGGAAGGUUCAACAACUGCCAUACAAACAAAUCUUACACCUUUUCCCAUUAAUUACAUAAAGAGAAAGUGUUUAGGUAAAAGUGGAUUUUCUAAAAUAUUUUUGUGUGAAAGAAAAUCAGAUGAUAGACAAUUUAUCUGCAAAGAGGUCGAUUUUUCGAAAGAUGAAAAAGCUAAGGAGUUGUAUUUGAAUGAAAUAGAAUUUUAUUCAUGCUUUAUGAGAAAUAGUCAAGUUAAAGAUUACUUUUAAAAAUACCCUGGAUUUAAAUAUAUUCCUUAAAUGGAUUACAAUGAAAUUUUAAUAAAUUACAUGACUGAUGUUGAAUAUGGCUUUUUAAUCACAGAAUUUCUCUAAAAACCUUUGAGGAAAAGCAUAUUUGAUGUUAAGAAAGAAACAAUAGCAGGAGAGGAAAUGUACUAAAUAAAUUUAAAACCUUUGUACAAUCACUUGGUUGAAGAGCCUGACAAUUUCAAAAGAUUCAUAAAAGACAUAGCAGAGUAUUUAUCUUUUUUAUAAUAAAAUAAAUGGAGUCACGGUGAUUUAAGAUUAGAUAACAUAGUGAUAAGCUCUACCCAGAUAGCUGGUAGUGAAUUUCUAGAUUAUUUCAAAGUAAUUGAUUAUUGCAGCAGCUUUCGUACAAAUAAAUUUAAGGGUUUGUAGUCUCAUAUAACUCCAGAAUAUAUGCCACCAGAGUUCUUAAAGCACUUGAUAGCAGAUAAAUUCGAGGAUGAGCAACUUCAGUAAGACGUUUAAUACGAUGUAUUUUAAUAUGCUGUAGAUCCAGAGGCUCCUUCUUCUUUAGAUAUUUGGAGUUUAGGCUGCUUAAUCCUAGAGUUAGUAUUAGCAGUUCCUUUAUGGGUAACCCAAAGAUGCCGUGUCAAAUAAAAAAACUUUAUUAUGAGAGGCCUAUUUGCAACUAAAGAAAGGAAAAUUGAAUAAAUCUAUACUAAACAAAAAAAAUUUCUUAAAUAAUAUCUAUAAAUUAUGAAGUCUUUAAAAAUUGGUAACUUAGAUAAAUAAAUAAAAUUAAUUCUAGACGGAUGUUUAAAAGUAAACCCAAGAGAAAGAAUAACUCCUGAAUAAAUAUUAGAUAUUUUAUCAAAAAAAGACUUGAAAUUAGAAGAAAAAUGA